CAGCCGGCGAAGAUGAAGACCAUCCUGUCCUCGCAGACGAUGGAUAUCCCUGAGGGUGUCACUGUGAAGGUGAACGCUAAGAUUGUGGAGGUGGAGGGCCCGCGUGGCAAGCUCACCCGCGACUUCAAGCAUCUCAAUCUUGACUUCGAGCUCAUUGAGGGCGGGAAGAAGCUGAAGGUGGACGCUUGGUUCGGAUCUCAGAAGACUACGCCCGCCAUCCGCACCUCCUUAAUCCACAUCGAUAACCUGAUCACGGGGGUCACAAAGGGGUAUCGCUACAAAAUGCGGUUGGUCUAUGCCCACUUUCCCAUCAACGCCUCCAUCACUCCCAACAAUAGCUGCAUUGAGAUUAGGAACUUCCUUGGGGAGAAAAAGGUCCGCCAAUAUGAUGCAUUAAAAUUUGUUGAAAUCCUUGUUACCAAGAGGUUGUUGAAGAGCAUCAUGAUUUCUCUCUGUUUCUUGAAAGGUUGGAAAAACUCAUUCACCAUCUUGUUUCAGGAUCUUAAGCCUCACAAUCUUUUAAUGGACCGCAAGACUAUGAUGCUAAAAGUUGCAGAUCUUGGACUCAGUCGUGCUUUCACCAUUCCCCUCAAGAAAUACACGCACGAGGCCACAUAUCUUUUAGCUUGUAUUGGAAAGCACAGCAUUUGA
Zingiber officinale is the source of this 651-nucleotide messenger RNA. RefSeq names its product 60S ribosomal protein L9-like. The record is from RefSeq and is a predicted model, not a curated record. Gene Ontology annotation, cellular component: cytosolic large ribosomal subunit; ribosome. Lineage: Eukaryota; Viridiplantae; Streptophyta; Magnoliopsida; Zingiberales; Zingiberaceae. The transcript is spliced from 5 exons. The coding region runs from base 13 to 651 and encodes 212 amino acids. Gene Ontology annotation, biological process: protein phosphorylation; cytoplasmic translation. Gene Ontology annotation, molecular function: rRNA binding; structural constituent of ribosome; ATP binding.